This is a messenger RNA of Mesorhabditis belari, 1404 nucleotides long. Lineage: Eukaryota; Metazoa; Nematoda; Chromadorea; Rhabditida; Rhabditidae. The record is from the annotation of a GenBank genome assembly.
AUGUCAACGGGUUUUCAAUCAAGACUUCUCAAUGAUUUUGACGGAUUUAAAACACUUGGCCGAGGGGGCUACGGAUUGGUCGUCUCGGCUAAACAUGUUCUCGAUCGAAACGAGUACGCGAUCAAGGGUAUCCGUGUGAAGAAGGAGAAGAUUGAAAGGGUUUUAAAAGAGGUACACGCAAUGGCAAAGAUUGAUCACACUGGAUUCGUCAGAUACCACACUUCUUGGGCUGAAGAGCCGCCACCGGAGUUUCAGAAAUCCUAUCAAACUCGAAUCGAAAAGUUGAUAAAGAAGGGGAAUGUCGCCAAUGAAGAGCACUCUAACUUGUCCAAGCCACACAAGUUUGCGGAAACGAUUGGCAAUUCCUCACAGGGCCCUUCGGGACCUCAGCGGAUUCACAAAUCAAAGUCUUAUCCCUUGGUGAAAAACACAAUGACAUUCCCUCAACGAGAAGACUCGGACUUGACCGACUCCGAGUCAGAGGAAGGCCCCCCCGAGGAAGAAAGCUCUGAUGGUGGGAUUGUGUUUGUGGACAGCAACGGAGAGCGAAACGAAGUAGACGAUCUUGACAUUGAUGAAGAUGAAGCCGAGCAGGAACCGACAGUGGAUGUGAAAUGCUACCUCUACAUUCAAAUGCAAUAUUGCCGAGAGGGGACACUGGCAAAAUGGUUGAAAACCCACCGGCAACUGGCAAGUCGAAGCAUCGAGAACAUGUGGAACUGGUUUCGUCAACUGCUUCAAGCCAUCAAAUACCUGCACAGUAUCAAUCUUAUACAUCGUGAUAUCAAGCCACUGAACAUUUUCUUGGCCAAUCAGAACCAGCUGAAAAUCGGCGAUAUGGGACUUGUUUGUGAAGGAACGAGUUUUGAUAAUCCCGACGCAAGAAGAGAGCCUGAAGAGGGCAAGACGGAAGAUGUUGGCACAACACUCUACAUGAGUCCAGAACAGGUGAACCGCCAAAGCUACUCAAACAAAGUGGACGUGUUUGCAUUGGGAGUCGUCUUUGUGGAAAUCUUUUUCGAGUUCGGCACCGAAAAGGAACGAGUCGAUACUUUAUUAGCUUUGAAAAAAGGAAUUCUUCCGGAGGAAUUGCGAGGGCAAGAGCUUAUAGCGCCAUAUACGAGUAAAGUGGGAUAUCUCGUGAGGGAAGUGUGCACAAUCGAUCAACGAAGAAGAUUGAAAUGUGCAGAACUGGUGAAAAAAUGGAACAAGUCACCAUUCCAAUCGACUGAUCCGAUAAGCCGUCCUCGGCCUCCUCACUCGAGCUCUCCAACAUCACCACUUCAUGCUCCAGCUCCUCCUCUAUCUCGCCCGGGUGUUCGUCUUCGUGGGACUGUCUCGGCUCCUCGCCUACAACAAGGACACAUUUUCUUGGAAAGAAUCACAUUUUCUAAUCGUUUUCUU